This is a messenger RNA of Dendroctonus ponderosae (mountain pine beetle), 2735 nucleotides long. RefSeq names its product cell division cycle 5-like protein (gene Cdc5). Gene Ontology annotation, biological process: mRNA splicing, via spliceosome; regulation of transcription by RNA polymerase II. The transcript has 13 exons. Gene Ontology annotation, molecular function: RNA polymerase II transcription regulatory region sequence-specific DNA binding; DNA-binding transcription factor activity, RNA polymerase II-specific. NCBI's taxonomy places the organism in Eukaryota, Metazoa, Arthropoda, Insecta, Coleoptera, Curculionidae. Gene Ontology annotation, cellular component: spliceosomal complex; Prp19 complex. The record is from RefSeq and is a predicted model, not a curated record. The coding region runs from base 140 to 2548 and encodes 802 amino acids.
UUAAGGUUAUGUUCAGUAAUUAGUCGCUUGCGUUGGUUGCUGGGAUUGCUAUCAACAGUGGCCUUUAUUUUAGUAAGAUCUAAUUCUUAUUAAACUGUAUUAACAUUGAUUGACAAGUGAUUCAUCAACGGUAUUCAAAAUGCCGCGAAUUAUGAUAAAAGGUGGUGUAUGGAGAAACACAGAGGAUGAAAUUCUCAAAGCGGCUGUUAUGAAAUAUGGUAAAAACCAAUGGUCUCGAAUUGCCUCACUCCUCCAUAGGAAAUCCGCUAAACAAUGCAAGGCUCGUUGGUUCGAAUGGCUGGACCCAAGCAUAAAGAAAACAGAAUGGUCUCGUGAAGAAGAUGAAAAGCUUUUGCACUUGGCUAAGCUUAUGCCGACUCAAUGGCGAACUAUAGCACCUAUUAUAGGACGUACAGCUGCUCAAUGCUUGGAAAGAUAUGAAUAUUUGUUAGAUCAGGCUCAAAAGAAAGAAGAUGGAGAUGAUGGGGAUGAUCCCAGGAAACUUAAACCUGGAGAAAUCGACCCAAAUCCCGAAACCAAACCGGCAAGGCCUGACCCGAAAGAUAUGGACGAAGAUGAACUCGAAAUGUUGUCAGAAGCUCGAGCUCGGCUAGCCAAUACUCAAGGUAAAAAGGCUAAGCGUAAAGCCAGAGAAAAGCAACUCGAAGAAGCUAGAAGACUUGCUGCGCUUCAGAAAAGAAGAGAACUUCGAGCUGCUGGAAUCGAGGUCGCUCCACGUCGACGCAAGAAGAGAGGAGUUGAUUACAAUGCGGAAAUUCCUUUCGAGAAACGUCCAGCGCUAGGUUUUUAUGACACUUCCAAUGAGGCGUUGGACCCAAUGGCGCCCGAUUUUUCCCGAAUGACACAACAAAAACUGGAUGGUGAUUUACGUAGCGAACAAGAAGAAAAAGAGAGGAACAAAGAUAAGCAAAAGUUGAAGCAGAGAAAGGAGAAUGACAUUCCAGAGGCGAUGCUUCAAAACCAGGAACCAGCUAGGAAAAGAUCUAAGCUGGUGCUUCCAGCACCUCAAAUCACAGAUCAGGAACUACAUCAAGUGGUUAAGUUGGGAAAAGCAAGUGAAGUAGCCCGCGAAGUUGCGUCUGAGAGUGGCGUGGAUUCUACGGAUACAUUGUUGAAUGACUAUACUGUGACUCCACAUGCCGCUGCUACUCCAAGAACACCUGCUCCACAAACAGAUAGAAUUAUGCAAGAAGCUCAGAACGUGAUGGCUCUCACGCAUGUUGAUACUCCUCUUAAGGGUGGAUUAAAUACCACCAUUCACAAUUCUGAUUUUAGUGGUGUUGCUCCACAACAACAGGUGGUUGCUACUCCCAACACCGUGUUAGCUACUCCAUUUAGGUCAAUCCGAAGCGACGGGAGCGCUACUCCAGGAAGUGUAGGUUUCAUGACUCCUAAAAGUGGAGCAAUGCUUCCAGUUGGUGGCGCUGCAGCUGCAUAUGUCACUCCAUCAAUUAGAGAUAAACUAAACAUUAAUUUGGAAGAGCAUUUGAAUGUUGGUGAUACCCCAGCCCAACAUCUGAUGUAUCAAGCGUCACUAAAGCAACAAUUGAAAAUGGGUCUUAGUAGUUUACCACAACCGAAAAAUGAUUAUGAAAUUGUUGUUCCCGACCAUGAAGAUCAGACGAUUCCAGAACAGGCGCAAGAAAGGUCGGUUGAAGACCAAGCAGAUGUGGACAAGAGAUAUCAGGAGGAGAUGAAAGCUAAAGCUGCAAAAGAACUUGCAUCUAGAUCUCAAGUGAUUCAAAGAGAUUUUCCUAGACCACAGGAAGUAAACUUGUCGGUUCUGCGGCCUCCGAAUGAGAGUUACUCGUUAACAGAUCUUCAGAAGGCUGAAGAAUUAAUCAAGUUAGAAAUGGCUACUAUGCUACAGUACGAUAAUAUAAAAAAUCCACAACCCACGCAGUCAAAGCAAUCUAGCAAAAUUCAUGCUCAGCAAUUGGCUUUCAUGGAGGAGAAUCCGUAUGACAAUUUUCAAUCUGAAGAACUUGAUGUUGCCCAAAACAUGCUGAAAAAAGAAAUGGAAGUAGUGAAAAAAGGAAUGAAUCAUGGCGAUCUACCUAUGGAUGCCUAUACCCAAGUAUGGGAAGAGUGUCUUCGCCAAGUACUGUUUUUGCCAAAUCAGAACAGAUAUACUAGAGCUAAUCUUGCAAGUAAAAAAGAUCGGUUAGAGUCUGCUGAAAAACGUCUGGAACAAAACCGAGGCCAUAUGGCGAAAGAAGCUAAAAAAGCCGCAAGAAUGGAAAAGAAGCUGAAAAUAUUGACGGGAGGUUAUCAGUCAAGAGCACAGGCGCUAGUUAAACAAUUGCAUGAUAUGUAUGAAAACAUUGAUCAAGCUAAUCUGGAAUUGAAAACAUUCAAGUUCCUUCAAGAGCAAGAGAGAAGUGCCUUGCCAAGGAGAAUACAGUCGCUGACCGAAGAUGUAGAUAGACAAAUGGAGCGAGAAAAGGCGCUCCAAAAAACCUAUGGUGAAUUGCAGAAUGUAAUUGGAGAAUUGCAGGAGCAAUAUGGACAUGGACAUCCAUUAUAAGUUGUUCAAAAUGUUGCCUAUUUUCCUGUAAACAAUAAGGUGUGUUUCUGAACUCGCCCCUGGAAUUACUUGCGUUAUAACCUCCAGCAAGCAAUGCGUACAUGUUUGUUUUAAAUAUCACCGAAAAAAUGUGUAAACUUAGGUAAAUAGGAAUAUGUAUACAAAUAAAAAUAAAUAAGUUAAUAAA